AUGUCGGCACUGGCGCCGUUCGAAAUGCCCGGAUUCCAAUGGGAUCCAAUACCCGAUAUCCUCUUUCGUGCGCCCGUUACCAGCUACGGAAAAACGUUUUUAGAAGUUGCGGCAAGCGAACGAUGUGACGUCAUGGCCUUGGCGAUCCAUCCAAGCGCGGAUCAAAAACAAGCAAUGCUAUUAAUUGGUCUGCGCUCUGGUACUGUGAUGGGCUAUUACUUUGACAUGCAUGGGCUGUUGCACGUAUCGGAGAAAGCAUUCCAAAAGGUGGCCAUAUCGGCGCCCCAGCACGUCUUUUCUUAUCGGUCGCAAGGCGCAGUAUGCCACAUUGAAUUUGUCAAUGCAACAGAAUUUAUUGCUUCGUAUACCAAUGGUGAUAUGGUGCUUGCAGAUGCGUCGCGACUUUCGGACCCGCCGCUGUGCCAGUAUAAAGGGCAUUGCAAUCAUUAUUCUACAGGACUUGCCCGGUUUUGUCCCCUCACACCGCCUAGCAUGACGAAGCCUACUGAGAAGACGACUGUGCAGAACCGGAAGGCACACGUUGCUACGAAGCUUGUGACGAAGGGCAGCUCUGGCCAGAAGGUGCUCCGCAAGGUGCGCACUUCCGCCUCUUUCUACCGCCCGCAUACGCUUCGUCUCCCGCGUAACCCGAAAUACCCUCGCAAGAGUGCUCCUCACGCGCCGCGCACUGAUGCUUACAAGGUGCUUCUUUUCCCCGUGAACACCGAGAGCGCUAUGAAGAAGAUCGAGGAGGUCAACACGCUUGUUUUUAUUGUUGCACGCCACGCGAACAAGUACCAGAUCAAGCAGGCUCUCAAAGAGGCGUACGAUGUGGACUCUGCCAAGGUGAACACGCUCAUUCGCCCCGACGGCAAGAAGAAAGCGUUUAUCCGUCUCACGCCUGACCAGGAUGCGCUUGACGUGUCCAACCGUAUUGGUUUCAUUUAA
Messenger RNA from Malassezia vespertilionis, 948 nucleotides. RefSeq names its product 60S ribosomal protein L25 (gene RPL25). NCBI's taxonomy places the organism in Eukaryota, Fungi, Basidiomycota, Malasseziomycetes, Malasseziales, Malasseziaceae. Gene Ontology annotation, molecular function: structural constituent of ribosome; rRNA binding. Bases 1 to 948 code for a protein of 315 amino acids. The transcript has 9 exons. The record is from RefSeq and is a predicted model, not a curated record. Gene Ontology annotation, cellular component: ribosome; cytosolic large ribosomal subunit. Gene Ontology annotation, biological process: translation; ribosomal large subunit assembly.